This is a messenger RNA of Cheilinus undulatus (humphead wrasse), 420 nucleotides long. RefSeq names its product prokineticin 1 (gene prok1). Lineage: Eukaryota; Metazoa; Chordata; Actinopteri; Labriformes; Labridae. The record is from RefSeq and is a predicted model, not a curated record.
AUGACUGACCGCAGAGCUGAUCAAGGUGCCGGAGAGAGUGUUCACAGCUGUUGAUCAGCACUAAGAGCUGGAGAGUCCAGUUGUCGUAUUGCUGUGAUGAGCUGCAGGGCGGUGCUGCUGUCCUUCCUCCUGCUGCUGUCUCUGAGCCGCUCUAGGGGAGCCGUCAUCACAGGGGCUUGUGAGAGAGAUCUGCAGUGUGGGUUUGGUCUCUGCUGUGCCGUCAGUCUGUGGCUCAGGGGUCUGAGGAUGUGUGUCCCAAGAGGAGUGGAAGGGGAUGAAUGCCACCCCUUUAGCCACAAGGUGCCGUUUCUAGGAAAGAGGCAACAUCACACCUGCCCUUGUCUGCCCCAUCUGAUGUGCACCAGGUACGCUGAGAGCAAGUAUAGAUGUACUGAGGACUUCAAAAACAUGGACUUUUAA